Molecule: messenger RNA, 1458 nt
Organism: Lachancea mirantina
Lineage: Eukaryota; Fungi; Ascomycota; Saccharomycetes; Saccharomycetales; Saccharomycetaceae
Source: the annotation of a GenBank genome assembly
AUGUCAUUGGUACAGAACUACUCAUCAUCAUCGGAUUCCGAUUCUGAACAUGAAAUAGAAUCCCGCUCUUAUUUACGAUCAGCAAAUCCUCAGAAUGAGAGUCCCACCAAUGACCGGACCAACGAGUGCUCGCUAACAAUUCAAAACUCCCGAAAACCACAAGAUACCGAGUCUGCCCUGUCACUUAAAAGACCGCCAACUGCCAAAAGAUUGCACGUAAGUAAGGCCGAAUUGCGGAAAAAAAGACGAAAAAGGAAGGGGAAAAGCCCAUGGGCCUCUUGGAGUUCUUCCGAGGAAGAUGGCGAGGCCACUGACAAUCCAGAAGUAGGUGGGUCCAACGGUGAAGACGAAGCGUUCAAUGGAGAAUAUACAGAGGAUCCUGAACCGGCCUCGUCUUCGGCACUUGAAAAAGUGAACGAGGAGAGCUCUACGUUCUAUGGAAGUUCCUUAGUAGACUACCAAGGACGCGGAAUCUUGCAUCCUCCUGCGGAGAUAGACAUCGACUUUCAGAAAGAGCCUUUAUCUUUCGAAUGCUAUACUCCCAAGCGUAUAAUUCACGAGUUUGAGGGCCAUACGGGUGGUGUUACGUCGUCGGUGUUUUUGCCCAAUUCGGGUCACUUGUUUUUGUCAGGCGGCAAUGACAAUGCAAUAAAGUUAUGGGAUGUUUAUCACAAUGCUGGUCUCCUCAGAGACUAUAUAGGACAUUCAAAAGCAGUGAGAGAGGUGCAGUUCUCUUCUACUGGCGAAACAUUUUCGAGUGUCUCAUUUGACCGCACCGUCAAGAUUUGGGACACCGAGACAGCAAAAGUUCUUCAUAGACUACCUUUUUCAAGCAUACCAAACUGCUCUGUUUUCCAUCCGUCAAACCCCAGCGAGAUCCUUGUUGGACUUUCAGAUUCAAAAAUCCAGCAUUUCGAUAUGCGGAUACCGACCAAACAGGGACUCGUUCAAGUAUAUGAUCAUCACAUGUCAUCCAUAUUAUCGCUUGCAUAUUUCCCCGAUGGAUCACGCUUUAUCUCGUCGUCGGGCGACAAAACCGUUAGGAUUUGGGAGAACCAGAUCAACAUACCUAUAAAGCAGAUCAGCGACACUUCUCAGUAUUCAAUGCCUUACAUUGCGGUGCACCCAGAGAGGCGGUAUUUCGCUGCUCAAAGUAUGGACAAUAAAAUCUACACAUAUUCCAUGAAACCGAAAUACAAAAGAAACCCCAAAAAGUGUUUCACGGGGCAUCAAAGCGCCGGCUAUGGCAUAGGAUUAGGGUUUUCUCCGGACGGACGAUAUAUAUCUUCAGGCGAUAGCAAAGGACAUUUACUCAUUUGGGAUUGGAAAACGACUCGCAUGCUUAAAGAAUUACAGACACCUUCAAAAAAACCAAUUGUAACAGUUUCCUGGCAUCCUCAGGAAACAAGCAAAGUGAUUUGCGCAGGAAAUGGCGGAAAGAUUUAUUUAUAUGAUUAA